CAAGCAAAAGCACAGUCUAGUAGAUCCGCUUCUUCGUCUUCUUUCACACAACAGCAUGACCACAGCAUGCGAGCAAGCAGAACGGCUGCUAGUACUGCAGCAAACGGUGACCUAGAACUAGAUCUGAACCAAAUCCUCAGCGACGAACCUGAACCGCUAGAACGAGAGGUUUCCAUAGAAAUGGAUGAUGGUUCAGUCAGCUUGCGUAGCACAGCUUUUGACGCUGUAAUCGAUGCUGAAGGUAAUUUGACGAAUGUACGACCGCGGUUAGCGGGCCUUGGUUCUAGUAUCUCGUUGGAUUCUAUAAUUGACGAGGACUCUACGACUAUAGGUGGUGCAACAAGAUCAUCUGCCUUCCUAGAAAACCGUCGUGUUAAGGAGCACAGGCAAGAAGUUCAGCUGCAAGAACAACUGCAGCAAGAAGCUGCUGCGCAGCAAGCCGUAGCGAAACCAGGUGGAGCAACUAGUACUACAACUCCGACUGUUAUUAAGGCUUGACUUAUGAUGUCCAUAGUUUUACUAGUCAGACAAGCCUCAAAGAGUUGUAUCGACUCAUAUCAUAGUUACAUCUACCGCAACGAAUUUUGUUGAUGAAAAUAAUUCCAUCGCAUUCGUAGUUAGUCCUCACUGUGGAAUCUGAAUCUGUCAGAUUCAGCUUCACAGAUUCAUCUUCACCUCGUCUAAGAAAUCCAAAGGUUCCUCCUCUGCCAAAGUAGCUACUCCUGCUGCUACUACUUCCGCACCUGCUCCUGCUUCUAAGACUGGCCCAGCUCGUCCCAACCCUAAGCAGGGCGGCAAAUGGGUGAAAAGCUGGAAGUGCAUGGAUCCAGCGAUUCCUGGCAUUCUGGGCAAAGCCUCCGCACAAGAACUUCAGGAGCAGUGGAUUAACGGUGGCAAGCCUUUCCUGCGUCUCUUAAGGCUUCAUCUUCCUAGAAGGUCCAUCUUCAUCAGACAAGUCAUCCUAGGUAGGAGAGACGUUUUCAUCAAGGGGAAAACGGAUCCAGGAUGCUCCUCAGGAUGGAUAAUGGCGACCUCUAAGUCUCGAUGGUAGCGAAGAAGUCCUCACCAAGCGAAUGAACUUCAAGAGUCUGACCUACACGGUGCCAAUCCUAGCACAGAUUGGGUGCGUUUUUGGGUGGUCGCUGGUGUCGUUCCUGAUUUUUGGAUUCAGGUACAAAUUCCACGGUUCCUGCAGAGCUUUGUGCUUCUGUCCAGGAAGGAAGAGGGAGUCGAGAUAAGUACUACCACGAGAACAAGCAAUAAAAAAACUACAUACACUAACAGAGAUACAUAGAAGUCACAGAGAAUGACAUUAAUAAAAAGUUCAUGGAACAAAGAUAUUCCGACUCAGUGCAAGUCGUGUUGUUGUGGUGGACUGAUCCACAUAUGCAAUUUCACGAGUAGUUCGUCUAACAGAAACCAGUAAUCAAAGCUGUUUCUAUUUCAACAAUUUAAUAUCGUUAUCGAGUAAAACACUUCAUCUUUUCAUCAACAUUAUCGAGUAAAGCAAUAAAAGCAUCCAUUCCACCUCCUUCCUAAGAAGCUUGACCAAGUAUGACGUUUUUCUCUAUCCAUUUCCACGUUUUACUUCUUUUCCACUAAUAGAGCGCAAGAAAAAUGAAUCUUUUAAUACCACGCCGAUAACAUUACAACUAGAGUGAACGUGACUCCUCGCGAGAAAGCGCGUCAACGUUACAACUCCAAUUUCGUUUAACCAGUGAAGAUGGGCUCACACACGACAACGCUGCAUGCUUGACUAAGGAUAAAACUUUUGUCUUUUUGAUGUUCCGAGAACUUGAGCUUGAUAUUGAAAGAUGGACUGCCAACGCCAAGGAUAUGGAAGCUAAGGACGCUCUAAGAGGGCACUGCAAUUUAAAUGCACCUGAUUCGUGCGUGGCCGUUCUUUGCAUUAAAGACCCGAUGUGAGCAAGAACAAUAAUUAGUAGAUGAUUGUAGUUCUUUGAUAAUUUACAACGGUGAUUGAACAAAGAUUUGUAAUGAAUGUUGACUUCGUGAAAUGACUCUUUUCGCUGUGGUGAAUGGGAAAAACUGC
Molecule: messenger RNA, 2053 nt
Organism: Amoebophrya sp. A25
Lineage: Eukaryota; Dinophyceae; Syndiniales; Amoebophryaceae
Source: the annotation of a GenBank genome assembly